AUGAUUUUCUUAAACAAGAAAAAGGGGAAAAAACAUUCACCAAACAAAAAAAACAAGUUCUAUGCGGAAGAACUCCACUCAAUGGUUACAACCCGGGGCUCCACAGUUCUUGCCCGCUAUGCUAUGUGUGCAGGAAACUUUACAGAAGUCACAGAACAGAUCCUAACACGUAUUCCUCCUGAAGAUGGUAAACUAACUUAUUCUCAUGGGAAUUACUUAUUCCAUUAUGUAUCUGAGGAUCACAUCAUUUAUCUAUGUAUCACAGAUGAUGAAUUUGAAAGAGCUAAAGCUUUUAUGUUCCUGAAUGAUAUUAAAAAAAAAUUUCAAGUACAAUAUGGACAAAGAGCUCGUACGGCAUUGCCUUAUGCCAUGAAUAGUGAAUUCUCUCGAGCUCUGAGUCUUCAAAUGAGAUAUUAUUCAGAUGUGAAAAACAAUGACCAACUCCUUAAAGUUGAAGAACAUGUAGAUGAAUUGAUGGAAAUUCUUGUCAGAGAUAUUGACCAAAUAGCAGAUAGAGGUGAAAGAUUAGAACUUUUAGUUGAUAAAGCACAGGACCUUAGUGUAAAUGCUGUCUCAUUUAAGAAGUCUAGUGUAAAUCUUGCACGGUCACUCUGGUGGAAAAAUUUGAAAAUUUGUGUUAUCAUUGUGAUAGUGGUGGUGUUGAUCCUUUAUGGUGUUGUUUCUGCAGCCUGUGGUGGUGCAAGCUGGCCAUCCUGUACCAGUUAA
Messenger RNA from Acanthosepion pharaonis, 726 nucleotides. NCBI's taxonomy places the organism in Eukaryota, Metazoa, Mollusca, Cephalopoda, Sepiida, Sepiidae. The record is from the annotation of a GenBank genome assembly.